This is a messenger RNA of Pleuronectes platessa (European plaice), 2487 nucleotides long. RefSeq names its product midasin. The record is from RefSeq and is a predicted model, not a curated record. Gene Ontology annotation, cellular component: preribosome, large subunit precursor. Gene Ontology annotation, biological process: rRNA processing; ribosomal large subunit assembly. Bases 63 to 1568 code for a protein of 501 amino acids. NCBI's taxonomy places the organism in Eukaryota, Metazoa, Chordata, Actinopteri, Pleuronectiformes, Pleuronectidae. The transcript has 12 exons.
AUGGGAGCGGGGCAGCUGAUGCCAGCCAAGCAGAUGGUCACCAGUCAAAGCUGACGGCUAGAAUGGCUGCACAGACACAGACUCAGAGCAAGACUCAGAGCUUCAAGAGGAAGCCUGGCCACGCGGACAACGAGCGAUCGACAGGCGACUACAACGAACAAAUAAACAAGCGUCUGCGUACAGUGGAGAGCAGCAAGGACAGAAGUGCAGACAACAGGCCGAGCGACGCCCAGCAGGAUUCUGAGCUGUACGAGCACAUCAAACAGGGAGAGACGGCCUACGACACUCAGACAUACGAUGUGGCAAGUGCAGACCAGCAGAAAGCAGCGGGGCCUCAGCAGGACCAGGAUCAGAAAGAUGAGGAUGUUGCCAUGGAAACAGAGGACCAGGAAGAGGACCUCCGUGUCGCUGAUGUUCAGGAGCUGAAGCCUGAGCAGCUGGAUUCAACCAAGGCCUCCCAGAAAGGUGUAGACAGUGGGGAGAUGGACGUGCAGAGGCAGGGCGAGGAGGAGGAGGACCAGGAGAGAUGGAAGGACCGCCAGCGUCUCGCAGAAGAUAGGCGAGCAGAGAGAAGCACAGAAUCCACAAUUCACACUAUUCCUGAGCUGCUGAUGGACACCAUGGAGAAAGCAGAGAGAGACCCAGAGGAGAUCAGGAGGGAGAUGGAGCUGCAGCUGGAGGCCUGGCACAAACUGGCUCCAGGAACUCAGGAGGAGGAGAGUGCAGCUGCCUCCAUGUGGCAUCAGUACCAGACCCUGACCUCCGCUCUGUCCCAGCAGCUGUGUGAGCAGCUCCGCCUCAUCCUGGAGCCCACACAGGCCGCCAAGCUCAAAGGAGAUUACCGCACAGGGAAGCGUCUGAACAUGAGGAAGGUCAUCCCCUACAUCGCCAGUCAGUUCCGCAAAGACAAGAUCUGGCUGAGGAGGACCAAGCCAAGUAAGAGGGAGUACCAUGUCUGUCUGGCUGUGGAUGACUCCUCCAGUAUGGUGGACAACCACUCCAAACAGGUGACAGAGCCCCGUCAUCUGGCGUUUGAAUCCCUGUCGGUGAUCAUCAACGCUCUCACUCUACUGGAGCUGCUCCACCCCUUCCAGCAGCAGUUCAACGACGAGUCCGGGGCUCGGAUCCUCCGACUGUGUCAGUUCCAGCAGAAGAAGACCAGAAUAGCUCAGUUUAUGGAGACUUCCACCAAAAUGUUUCUCGCAGCUCGGCAGCAGAUUCCAGGAUCUGUAAACUCAGACACGGCCCAGCUGCUGGUCAUCGUCUCUGACGGAAGGGGUCUCUUCCUGGAGGGGAAGGAGCGGGUGACGGCAGCAGUGCGAGCAGCUCGCAGCGCAAAUGUGUUUGUCAUCUUCGUGGUUCUCGACAACCCCAACUCACGGGACUCCAUCCUCGACAUCAAGGUCCCCAUAUUCAAAGGGCCGGGGGAACUCCCAGAGAUCCGCACCUACAUGGAGGAGUUCCCCUUCCCCUUCUACGUCAUCCUGCGAGACGUCAACGCCCUGCCGGAGACGCUGAGCGACGCUCUCAGGCAGUGGUUUGAACUGGUCACGGCAGCCGACCAAUGAGAAGCCAUCUUUCACACAAAGGGAAGAAGUGUGCGGCGACCCACUGCACAAUGCCACUCUGCUGCUAAGCUUCUCAGCCAGAACUGAAAAUCAACAGAACAAAAAAAUAAAACAGAAGACGGAUUUACCGCUGUACAUGUGCCUUUAUUUUCCUAUUUUUACUGUAGAUUUUAGUAGAGUUUAAUAGCAACCUUUGCUGAUUUAUCUUUGUUAUCAGAAGAAUUGUGUUUCUUUUCUAAUGUAGCGAGGAUUGCUUUAACUUGCACGUCUCAGAUGAAGCGAUAGAAGUAAAAUUGUGAUUUCAUUGCGUGUGAACCACCUCAGUGAAGGGUCAGUAAAUACCUCUGUCCACCUUGUACAAUACCCCCAGACCGUCUGUUUGUCCGUGUGGAUGGGACAGUCAGUGCUGCAGAGAUCGUCCAGUCAUCCAUGUGUGAACAUGACAGACGUGCAGAGCUGUGCUUUGUGUAAAAUGGACGUCACGACCUACAGUAGCAUGUUGUCGUGGUCGUGACUGAGGAACUCCUAAAUGUGCCUUGGAGAGGAGAACAGUGUUGCAUCUCCCUCCACAGCUGGAUCAGCUGCUGGUUGAGGAGUCGGAGGCCACAGCUCUGUCACCGAUUUUUUAGAAACUCUGAUCUCACACACUUUGAAGCACAACGACAGUUCCGCAGAUUCCAGUUUUGAGUGAAUGCCCCAGAAUUAACCAGCGUGUGUGGUUUGAAGAUGACACAUCUGCUGAGCGACGGCUCAUCAACGUGUCUGUUAGGACUAGAUGAAAUGUGCAUUGAAAUGUUUCUCAUCACCUCUGUGUUUCGUAGCGUACAUGUAAGUGUCAGAAGACACUGGCCAUUUUUAAGAGCAUCCAUCUGUUAAAUCAUGACACGAAUGAUCCUGACAAUAAACUGUUUAAAAAGUA